CUACCACCACCACCACCACCAACAGCAACAACAACAACAACAACAACUUCCACCACCACCACAACAACAACAUGAACAGCAACAUCACCAACAACAACGGCAACAGCCUCAACAACAGCAGCAACCUCAACAACAACAGCAAUUACAACCCAAUCCAUGUGUAUCAGAGAAAGUUGAUCUAUAUAAAAGUAAUUCAUUACAAUCUAAUUUCAUGAAAGAACAUUUAAUGAUGAAUAAGAAAUGUAAUUCAUCCGAUAAUAAUAAUAAUCAUCAAUCAUCAAAUGAAUCGAAUCUAUUGUGGUUAUCAAUCAGAUAGUGGAAUAGAAUGUAUUAAUUUACCAAUUCAUAAUAUAAAUUUUACAUUACCAUUACAAACAAAACAAUCAAAUAUGAAUGAUCCAUUACAUCAUACGAAUAUAAUUGGAUCAUUGCCAAGAAAUUUACAUAAUCCUUAUUCUAUGAUAUAUCAAUCAAAGAUGUUAAAUUUUAAUUCUAUGAAAUCAUCUAUUCAUCACAUUGAUGUUCAUCAUGAACAACAACAAUCUCAACAACAGGGAGGAGGAGUUGGAGGUGGUGGUGGUGGUGGCGGUGGAAACGAAGAAGAGAAUCUAGGCAAUUAUGCACGUCGUAUGCAUGAACGAUUACAAGAAGGUAUGAGAGAAGCACAAGAAUCAUUAUGGAUGCCUGAUUUACCAGAAUUAAAUAAAAUGAAUCGAUUAAGUGACAGUUCAUCAAUGAAUAAUAAUGGUAAUAGUAAUUCAUCAACCGCACAAUUAUCUGAUGGAAUGACAAAUUUAAGUUCAAGUAUCGAUAGAAAAAAACAAACAAUCAUGAAAAACAUCAAAACAGAACCUCCAAUUCAAUUCAAUGAAAAACAUUCUAACAUGGACAACUGUUUAUUACCAUCAUCCUCAACACCACCAUCACCAUCAUCAACAUCAACAUCAGCAUCACCAUCAUCACCAUCACCAUUCAUUAACUCUAUAAACAAUAAUAAUAAUCAUUCUGAUUAUUCUAUUCAUAAACAAUCGAAUAGUUAUUCCCCUUUGAAUUCAAGAUUUUAUUGGUGUCAUAAAUUACAUAAUAAUCAACCAAUCAUAAACAAUUUCCAUUUACAAUCCCUUAGUAACAAUAAUAAUAAUAAUAAUGAAUAUACUAAUAUGGAUAUAAAAAAUGGUGUAUGUUCAGAUGUGGAAGAUUUAUUAAAUCAACAUGAAAGACGAUUAAUGUCCAUUUCAGGAACUGAAAACGAUAAGAAAAUCAAUGAAUUAACACGAUUCAACUCAGCUUCAGAUACAGAAGAAUUUCUUUCUAAUGACUAUAGAAUUCAAGCAUCGAUAAGAGCUAUGAAUUAUGGUUACAUGGGAUGUGAUCCAAUUCAACCUUCAACAUAUAAUUGGUUACGUAAAGUGAAUAACAAUGAAACUGUUGGAGAUGGAUUGCAUAAUCGUUAUUUUAUUCCACCAAGAUUAUGUAAUCUAGAUUCUAGUAUAAAUCAGUCAGAUAAACUUGUUUCCGCAUCGGGUAUAUCACAACAACAAAGUUUACUGACAAGAGCAAGACGACGACAAAUUGACGGUAGAUCAUUAUCAUCGUCUAUCGCAAAGCAUGAUGAUGCUGAAAGAAUUUAUGGAAUUGUUCCAUUAUCACCAUCUUAUUUAUAUAAUCAAUUUAUGCCAUCUACUGGUUUAAUGAUUAAAGGAAUGAUGAGUAAUAGUAGUAGCAGUGGUAAUCGAACUAAUCAAGAUAAUGAGAUAAAUUUACCAGGAACUAUAAGUGCACCACCUGGAACACCAAUAAAAUUACCAUAUGCUGCUCCAGCCAGUCUAAUUGGUACAACAUCUGGCUUUAGUUGCCCAGAAUCUGGUUCACAAAUAAUCAGUGGAUUAGGAGUGAAUGGUUCAAGGCUAUCGCUUACUUCAAAUGGAUCUUGUGUAUCUACGGUAGAGGAAAAACAAGCUGAAGAAAUACAAAAACUUAAACGUAAACUUGAACAAGCUGAGAAAAAAGUUAGUGAAUUAACAACACAAUUAACAACGAAUGUAAGUUCAUGUAAUAAUAAUAAUAGUGUCAAUGAUAGUACUAUUAGUAGUAAGUUUAUAUUACCUAAAACAUUUAAUGAUAAUAUUGUUAUUGUCCCAACAAAUAUUCCAAAUUAUGAUUGUUCACAAAAUGUUCAAUCAAAAAACAAUACAGGAUUAAUGAUUCGUCGACGUAGUGUAAGUUCUAAUCCAUUCAAUCGUAAUUCAUCAUUAUUAUUAUUAUGUAAUACUAAUGAUCAAUUCAUUCAUAGAAAUAAUAAUAUGAAUAAUCAAUCACCGAAUUCAACACCUCCAUCUUCACCACGAUUGUUUACUGAUAGCCAUCUAUUGACAAGAAAUUCUACAUUAACAUCAUUCCCUCAACCAAUCUUAUCUGACUUGUCAACAAUUUCAUCUAAUAAUUCAAUAAAACAUCAAAGAAGAGAUCAUUCAAAGAUGUCAACUAUAGCCUGUAAUAAUAAUAAUAAUAAUAAUAGUACAUUGUCACCAUUAAGAAGUCGAAGAAUAGUUCAUCAACCUAUACAAUCAAUAACAAAUGAAAAAUUCAAUCAUCCAAUGACUUCAAUUCUAAUGAAUAGAAAUCAUGAUCAAAUGAUUCAAGACAGAUCAUAUCUUAUGAAAGAUGAAGAUUAUUCUCUUCAUCAACAAUAUAAACAAUCUUGUGAACAUCAUAAACACAUAGAGAAUGAUCGAUUAGUCAAUAAUCAUCCAAAUACUUAUUCAACUCCUGUAUAUUCUAUAAACAGUAAUUUAAGUAUACAAUCUGCUAUCAGUUUACAAUCAUUAGAUCAACUUAAAUCAAUUAAUCAAUCGAAUCAAACCUAUUCAAUUGGGAAUCAUCUAGUUACUACUAGGGAAUGUUCAGUGACAGAGAUCAAUAAUAAUACAUUACAAUAUUGUUAUUAUCAAGUACCUUUCAGUGAAUGUCAACAUCAAUAUUCAUCAGCUUUUCAACGAUCUGAUUCUUUUACAAAGACAUCAACAUCAUCAUCAUCAUCAUUAUUAUUACCGACGAAAACAACAACUGCAUUGCCUAUUGGUAAUGUAACAUUCAAUAGUAUAACUUCCCCAAUUCAAUCGAAUACACUACAUAAGAAUAGAAUCCGACCAAUAGAAAGAAGACGUUAUACUCAAUAUGGAAUUACUUAUCAGCAUAAUAAUAAUAAUAAUAAUGAAUUAGAAAAUGAAAUGAUCAGAUUAAAGCAACAACAACAACAACAGUAUACUACAAUUCCACAAAUGUUGACAAGAUCUUCUCAAUUGUCUAAAACUCAUUCAAAUGUACAUGAACAAAAUGGUAUUUGUUCAACAUAUCCAUCAAUAAUUACUGAUCUACAUAUGAAUAACAAUAGGGAUGUACCGAUGUUAUCAAAUAUAAGGCGUCAAAAACCAGUCAAUAGUCGAAGGGCUCAUGUUGUCUCAGCUUUUGAACAAAGUUUAAACAAUAUGUCACAACGGCUACAGAAUUUAUCAAAUACCACAACAAGGAAAGAUUCAGAACUACAUGAAUUAAGAGCAACAAUUGAUGCAUUACGUAGUCAAACAGAAUUAGGACUAUUAAAAAAACCACCAAUUAAUCGACCUUGUGAAUUGAAUAGAUCAUUUACUAAUGAUACAUUGAAACAACAAGAAAACUCAUGCAUUUCUACUACUACUACUACUUCUACUUCUACCACUACUAUUAUUACUACUAAUACUACUUCCAAUACUGGUAGUAAUAGUGAGAAUGAACAAGCACAUAUUAAUUCACGUUUAACAAUUUCAAAUGCAAGUCUUACUGAUGUAGAUAGUCAACAAUUACAAAUGGAUAAUUCAAUUGAUAAAGUAUCAUCUACCACAUCCGGUUGUAAAUCUUCAGGAAAUAAUGUGAAGAAAAAUGGAUGGUUUCGUAAUUCACUUGGUAAAGCAUUCCGUAAAAAGACCACAUCAUCAUCAACACUAUCAAUACAUUCACAAAGUGAUAUAGAUUGUCCUACAUCAUCAAUACAACACAACUCUAUCUAUCAUAGUAACAAUAAUAAUAAUAGUCUUCCUCCUGGACAUCCAUCCAACUUACCACAAAGUCCGACUAUGGAUCAUAAAGGAUUACAUAAUACUAUUAUAAAUCAAUCUAAUAUGAAUUCUAUACAAUCUAAUAGUCAUAUGAAUGCUUUAUCUGUCUUAUCCAAUACACAUUUAAAUGGUUUAUCUCCUUCGAAUUCAUCAACAUUAUCAUCGUCAUCAUCAUCAUGGAGUACAUUAGGAAUAUGUGGAAAUGGUCAAAAUAAUUGUAAUAUCAUUACAGCUACUACUACUACUAUUACUACUACUAAUAGUAGUAGUAGUACUAUUGUACCAUAUACAAAUGAACAAAUUAAUCGUUUGAACAACACACGAAUACAGCAACAACAACAACAACAGGACCAUCGACCAAUCCAUUCAAAUCAACUUAGUUGCCCAAAUUACUUAGUUAGCUAUAAUGAUUCAGAUAAACAAAAUAAAUUAUUCAAUGUUGAAGGAGGUGAUAGAAAUAUUCUGGACAGGAAUGAUAGUAAAUUAGAAUUAAAUAAACAAUCAUGUCAAGAUGAAUUGAAUCAUUUAAAAUGUCAAUUAGCUGAAAAAGAAUCUAAAUUAACUGAUGUACAAUUGGAAGCUUUAGCAAGUGCUCAUCAAUUAGAUCAAUUAAAAGAUGAAAUGUCACAUUUAUAUUCACAAUUAAAUUAUUUACGUACAGAUAAUGAAAGAUUACAAAUAUUAGUGACACAUUUACAAAAACAACAACAUUAUCAUCAUCAUCAUCAUCAUCAACAUCAGCUACAACACAGUACUCCUGCUCCUGCUCCUGCUCCUCCUCCUCCUCCUCCUCCUCCUCCUCCUCCUCCUCCUCCUCCUCCUCCUCCUACUACUACUACUACUACUACUACUACUACUACUACUACUACUACUACUACUACUACUACUACUACUACUACUACUACUACUACUACUACUACUACUAAUAAUAAUAAUAAUAAUAAUAAUAAUAAUAAUAAUAAUAGUAAUAGUAAUAAUAAUAAUAUGUCAAUAUUAUGUAAUACAGAGAUAAUACCCGUUGAAUGUGAUACUUGUUCAAAUCUAUUUAUUGGAUUUUCUGAAAGAACUAUUAAUUUAAACGACUCAUUCAUUGCAACAAUCAAUCUUAUUUUAAACAAUCCUCAACAUAAUAAUAAUAAUAAUAAUAAUUCAUCAACCAAUUCUAUUUUAAAUAUUGGUAUCCUUUAUUUAACAAAAUUAUAUAAUUGGGAAUCUAUAAAUAAUCAUCUUGUUAAUUUAUAUAAUUUAUAUACAUCCUAUUUGAAUUUGAACGACCCGCGUGACCUUCAAAUGAAUGAAUUCAAACAAUUUCAAUUACAUAUUGAUCCGUUGAAUUAUACAUGGUAUAUUGAAUUUCAUCAAAAUACAUCAAAUUAUUCCAUUCAAUUUAAGGAUGAUGAUAAUAAUGGGAGAACAAUUCAAAAUCCUCAACAUUUAAUUAAUUUAAUUCAAUCUCAAUCAAAACAAUUCAAUAUUCAAUUAGUUAUAAAUCAUGAUUUAUUGAAUAUUGAACAAGCAAAUUUAUUAGCGGAUUAUUCAAAUGAUUAUCAACAGAAUUUAUUUAAACAAUUAAAUAAUUUAAUGAUAAAAACUUUAUUAAAUCGUGAUAUUUUAUAUUUUUAUUAUGAAUUAUUAUAUACAUAUCAUUUAAUGAUAUUCUAUGAUAUAGAUGAUGUUUAUAUGAAUAUAGUGAUACAAGCAUUCUAUGAACAUAUUUGUUCCAGUAUAAAUUCAUCUUCAUUGAAAUUACAUCAUUUCAACUUAACUGAUAGUGAACAAACUACAAUGAAUGAUUUAUAUCAAUGUUUAUCACAAUAUAUGAAUAAUACAAUGAAUAGAACAGAACAAUUACCCACUAAUUUAAUCAUUCUAUUCUAUAUUCAAUCAAUGAAUCAAAUGUCUAAUGAUGAUUAUUUGAAAAUUAUCAAUGAUUUUCAAGUUUAUUAUAAUAGAAAGAAAGAUGAUCCAAAUAGAACAUGUUCAAUAUAUCUAAUUGGUACUUGGAUAACAUCAGUUGGCAACAGUUCAAUUGAAUCAUCAUCAUCAUCAUCAUCAUCGUCGCCGUUAUCAUCAAUCCCAGGUCCACUUCAAAAUCUAACAACAACAUCAUCAUCAUCAAUGAAUGUGAAAUUGAUCUCAUAUCCAAACAAAUAUAAUAGUAUAUAUAAAUCUGUACAAUGUUUCAAUGAAUUAAUUUGUUGGAUUCAAAUAGACUAUUCAUUUAAACAAUCUUAUAUGAUAGGUGAUUUAAAGAAACAACUUGUUCAUUCAUUAGUUAAUGAAUUCAAUGAAAAAUUAUCAUCAUCUUCAUUAUUGAAUCAAAUGGAUCAAGAAUAUUUAGAUAAAUUUCAUAAUCAAUUGAAAUGUUAUGAAGAUCUUAUUAAAUGGAUUCAGCAGGUUCUCAAUUAUUUAAAUCAAUUCUUAAUAGAAUUGCAUAAUCAUUAUCAUGAAACCACAUUAGAAGAUAAGCAUCAAUUUCAUUUGAUUAAUCCAUUAAUAUUUUUAUCUUUACCAUUUCAUGAUGAUCUCAGUAAUUCUGAAUUAUGGUUUAUUGAUUUAUGGAAUAAUCAAAUUGUAAAAAUGAUAAAAAAUUUUAUUGAUCAAUGGUCUAAUCAUCAUCAUCAGAAAUCAAUAAAACAACCGGUAAAUUGUAUUGAUCCAACCAAUUGGAUUCUAUCAACAUGGCCAUGGCAUACAACAAAUUGGUUAGAAUGUUUUCAUAAACAUAAACAUAAUAAUACAGAUAUGAUAUCUCCACCAUGUUUAAUACAUCUUAUUGAAUGAUGCAUAUAGAAAUACAGUUAAAUUUCAAUGUUGCUUAUAUACUACUUACUAUUAUUAGUAGUAGUACUAGUAGUAGUAUCAGAAAGUAACACCUUAAAGUGUUAUAUAUGAUCUUUAACUCUACCAGAUCAACAGAUUUACAUAGUUUCAUUCACUAGGAAAUGUAUAAUAUAACUAAUCCAAAAUAUAUCUUCUUAAUUGUCCCCUUUUUAUGUUCAAUUUGUAUAUACAUGAAAAUAAAGUUGCCUAGAAACAAUAUGUAUACAAAAUUAUCCAAAUAAAUCUAUAUGUGAACAAUGUGAUUUGAUUACAUGAUCAAGGAAUAUGAAUUUUGUUUUUGUUCUGUUCAUUCACCAAAAACAUGAGUCCAUUGUAAAAUUCUAUCUAAUCAGUAUUUGGUAAUUAAUGAUGAAAAGAAAAUUAUAAACAAAUUGCUUACUUAUUUAUAAAUUCCAUUUUGUUUUGUUUUCUAUACCAAGAAAACUGUUUAAAUUCGUUAUUUGAUUAACACAGAAUACGGUAUGCAACUAAUGCAUGUCGAACGUAUAGAACCCUACAGUUGCAAAAUAGAAAGCUGAAGAAUAGUUUGUUGGGCAGGAAUCAAAAUGUACAAAAAAUCAUGGGUAUUUAUAAAUAUCAACA
Molecule: messenger RNA, 7520 nt
Organism: Schistosoma bovis
Lineage: Eukaryota; Metazoa; Platyhelminthes; Trematoda; Strigeidida; Schistosomatidae
Source: the annotation of a GenBank genome assembly